GUAUUGGACAAUAACUAGAAACUGCAAAAAUGGUGAAUCGCUGUGUGGUGUGCAAAAAAUCAGCAGUAAAAGCAGUGGGAAAUCCAUGCACCGAAUGCCUAUUGAUAGUGCUCGACAGAAAUUAUGGAUGGACCAGUUAAAACUGAAAAUUUCAGAAUCUUCCAAAUGGGUAUAUGUUUGCUCUGACCAUUUCUGUGACGAAGAUUUCAUCCUUAAAUUUGGAAAAAAAUGUUUGAAAACUGAAGCUAUUCCAUCCAGGAUUUCAUUGCCUGAUCCUUGUUCAAGUAACACAUUAGCGGCUUCAGACGAAAGGUAUAUGACCCAGGACCCAUCAGAUGUUGGUAAAGUUGGGGAGUCCUCAAAAUUGAUUGGUUCUGAAUUAUCAGGAACUUCAGAUUUGUCUGCUACCGCAAGUGCUUCAGAUUUAUCAGGCAAAGUCGAUUCCUUAGAAGUAUUUGAUACUGAAAAAUUUGCAGCACCACAUACAAAUACUUCAUGUUGCACAUCGACUGCUUCAGAUGGAAGGAGUGUGACCCAGACACUCUCAGAUAUUGGUAGAGUAGAGGAAUUCCCAAAACUGAGUGGUUCUGAACUAUCUAAAACUUCAACAGCUUCAGAUUUGUCUGCUACAUUAACUGCUUCAGAUUUGUUUGCUACAUGCAAUGAUUGCACCAGUCUGUUGAUACCCCUCAUCAAAGAAACUACGUUAUAA
Messenger RNA from Coccinella septempunctata (seven-spotted ladybird), 712 nucleotides. RefSeq names its product THAP domain-containing protein 5-like. The transcript has 6 exons. NCBI's taxonomy places the organism in Eukaryota, Metazoa, Arthropoda, Insecta, Coleoptera, Coccinellidae. The record is from RefSeq and is a predicted model, not a curated record. Bases 86 to 712 code for a protein of 208 amino acids.